AUGCCACCAAAGAAUAAACCUAAACAAAUUAAACAGAUGAUUCAAAGUUCUAACAUUCUACCACCUGGAACUGAUAAAGGCUCAGAUAAAUCAUUUGGAGAAUUUUCUAUUAAAAUGGGUAAAGUUUCAUGGAUUCAAGAUUCAAAUCCUCAUUCAGGCAAUUUAAUCUAUAGAAUUUCCUUUUGGGGAUAAGAAGGAGAUGGAAAUUUGAUUUAAGCAUUAAACUAAAAUCUUCAAUAACCUAAUGAAUUAAAAUAUGAUAUUCGAGUCCCAAUUAUUCAAUUUCAUAAGUAUUUGAAUGAAGCUGAAAAAGUCAAUAUUUAUCUUGUAGAUUCAGAGGAUAAAUUUCUUAUUUUUGGAUAUAUUAUAAUCAAUUUUGCCAGACAUUUAAAUAAAGACUUAUCUAAAAAUUAAGUAUUUCAUAAUAUAUCUGGAUAAUAUCCAAUAUAUAAAUAUUUCCCAGAAAUGCCUGAUAAUAAAGAAUAUAAAAUUGGAUAUCAAAAUAUUGAAGUCAAUUCUAAAUUUAUUCUAAUAUAAUAAUAAAUAGAAUUAUGCUCAUAAUUAAAUCAAUCCAAUAAUAUUUAAUAAUUAUAACAUAUCAUCAUAAGAGAAUAAUAAUAAUAAUAAUAAUAAUAAUAAUAAUAAUAAUAAUAAUAAUAAUAAUAAUAAUAAUAAUAAUAAUAAUAAUAAUAAUAAUAAUAAUAAUAAUAAUAAUAAUAAUAAUAAUAAUAAUAAUAAUAAAAUAAAUAAACUUAAAUUCCAUAAAUAAAUGUUAUUUUUCCAACUGAAAAUGAAGCUUGGAUAUAAUAAAAUCCAGAAUAAAAAUUAGCAAAUGUUUUAUUUGCUAAUAAUCCAUUCUAAAAAAAUAAUGAAGUUAAUCCCAAUAAUUUUUAUGAAAGAAAUAAUUAUAUUGAUCCUUAAUCUACAAUAAAUUAACAUUAAUUUUCUUAAAAUGAUCAAAAUUUAAACAAUUAAAAUCCUACUAAUGAAGUUUCAGCCCACAAAAUUUCUCCAACUAAAUAAGAUUAAAAUUUAAGUGGCUAAAAAACAUAAGUUCAAGGGAAUGUUAAGUUUGCCGAUGAUUUUUAAAAUAGAAUGGAAUAGAUAUUAAAUUCUGUUCAUUGCAUUAAUUGUUGUCCAUAAAAAUAGAAAAGAUCUGAUUCUAUCUCUAAUUAAUAAAAUAAUUAAGAAAAUAGUAGUAAUAAAAAAAGUCAUUCUAUUUCCAAAUAAUAAGAACCGUUUCGAAACUCAAAACCUAAUAGUGGUCAUUACAAUAACUCUCCUACUUAAUAUAGAUAUGCAAGUAAACCAGAAAAUACUAAACCUAAUCCACCAAAAUUCAAAUCAAAUAGAAAUUAAUCACCUGUUGAACCUACGGAUUAAAAUAAAUAAAAAUAAACAGAAAGUAUUCCAAGAUAAGAAUCAAUCUAAAAACCAUUAUAGGUUAAAACUACUUAUCAGAUAGAAACUAGAGGAGUUUAAACUAUUCAAGAAGAUAUCAAAACUCCUCCAUAGAAAAAUUCCAAUCAAAGUUUCAUUUAUAAUAAGUCAUUUGAUUCUUAUCGAAAAUUAAAGUUAUAACUUAUUGAUUUUCAUGCUUAUUCUUAAUAAGUUUAAUAAAAAUUAAAUGCAAUAAAUUUGAAUAAUAUUUUUAUUGAUUGCUAAUUAAAAAAUUAAUAAAAAAGAACAUUUUUUAAAUCUUAAGGACAGGAUUUAUAUUCAAUAAAUGAAACAAUAGAAUUUGAAAUUUUUAUAAAUGAGUCAUCUUUUGAAGAAUUUUAAGCUGAUUAAAUCAAAUUUUUAAUUUAAUGUUAUAGAAAACCAGAGAAUUCUGAUGAUUAAAAAUACUUUAAAAUAACUUUAGGAGAGGGAUAUUUUUAAAUAAUGAAAGCAAUUUCAAAUGAAGAAUUUUAUGUUAUAAUAAAUACAAAUUUACCAUUUGAUAGAAAUAAUUCUUCAUAAAAUUCUGGAUUAUAAUACAGUGUAAUAAAUAAAGAUUUAUUAAAUGAAUAUUAAAUUUAAUAAUAAAAUAGAUUAGGAGAAAUUAGAUUAAAAGCUUCUUUAAUUUAAAGUUAAGAAUAAUAAAAUGCUCUUGAUUAACCAAUCUAUUAUCAUUAUCAUUCAUUUAAUCCAACCCUUUUAAUUAGAUUAGGUAAAAUAAUAGGAGUAGAUAAAAUUAAUUGUAGAUUUAAAAUUCCAGGUUCAAAUGAUUUCUUCUAAUCAUAAAUUAAUGAUUCUGUUUAUCUUAAUUAUUAAGUAAUUACUCCUUUAAAUUUUGAAUCUUUUCAAAAGAUUUUAAUUUCUCCUUUCAUUAUUGAAGUUUGGAAGGAAAAAGAAUUACUAGGUAUGAUUCGAAUAUCAUUAAAAUCAAUCCAUGAAAUAUUGAUUAAUGAAGAUUAGGAAUUUAAUGCAAAUAUUUUUAAGAAUAUUUAUCCAUUAAUAAUAUCUGAUGAAUAACAUCCUAUUAAGAAAAUAAGAGAUUCCCAAUAAGUUGGUUCUAUUCAUAUUUUAAUUGCCUUUGGGAUUCCAGGACAAAUAAACAAAAUUAAAAUAGAAAAUAUCUAUACAAAAAGUAUAUAAGAGGUUGGUAAUCAAUAUGAAGAACCUCAAUAAGAAUAAGAGAAGAAAAAUGUUGAAUAAGAAAUAUAAAUUGAAGAAGCAUAAAAAGAAUUAACAUUUUUAGAAAAAUAUGAAUAAUUCAAUUUUGAAUAGAUAGAUAAUUAUCAUGAAUCGAUCAUUGAAGUUUUGUAAUAUUUAAAUAAAAAUGAUAUAUAGUUAUAAAAAAAUAUACAAAAAGGUUAAUUUUUCAGUGUUGAAUAGCUGCAAUUUAUAAACUUAAAUGAGGAUUCAAUUUUUAAGUUUAUAAGAGUUUUUGAUUUUAAGAAUUAACAUUCUAUAAAAAAAGAACAUUUGCUUAGUAGUUUGACAGGAUUUAAUAUAUUUAAACCUAGAAUAUCUGUAGAAGUUAAUAAAUAGAUUAAGAAAUUUAUAUAGUAUUUAGUUGAUUAGAGAUAAGAUCCUUUAGAAUAUGUAAGUAAAAUUUUAUUAAAGAGUGAUUAUGGAAUAAUGGAAAGAUAAAAAUUAGAAUAGUACAUUGUAGAUUUUGAUUUUGAAUUUCUUGGACAUUUUUUGGGAUAAAAUGAAGAUAGAACUAAGAUUUCAAUAAAAUUAUUAUAUGAACUAAUUGCUUAAUAUAUUUAAUUUAAUUAUGUAAAAUUAGAAGAGAUAAAUGAAUUUUGGUAUUGUUUAGCUAUAUAGGGUUCAAUAUUAUAGAAAGCUCAAACAAUUCAAUUAGAUGAGGUGUAAAAGUUAAGUCUCAAUAUUGAAGAAGUAUAAGAGAUAUUUAAAUAAUGCUUAAUCAAUAUAUCAUUUUGGGAAGUUUACUGUAUAUUUAGAUUUAUUAAAAUAAAAAAUAAUAAUUUUGUAUUAUAAGAUUGGGAAAUUUAGAAAUCAUUAUUAGAAGAUUGGUUUUCAAUUAAAUAAGAAGAAAUAAUACCUAUUAUUUAGAAAAAACCAAAACAAUUUGAAAUAGAGGAUAAGGAAAAUUAAAAUCAAGAAAAUAAGAAUCUUGAGUUUUUUGUUCAUAGAUUUUGUAUUACUUUGAAAGAAAUAUAAAAUUUGAAAUUAUAAAUUCCGUAUGGAACUUAACUAUUUGUUGAAUAUAAAUAUCCUUUAUGUGAAUAAUUAAUCAAAUCAUAUCCAUUAGUAUAUUCAAAGUAAACUUAGUAUUAAUGUCCUUCUGAAUCUACUUACACUUAUAUAUAAUAAAUUGAGUAAAAUAAUAAAUUUAUUGAUGUUGUUGAUUCUAUAGAGGGAGGAAUGUAUUUUAGAUUAAAGGCUGAUGAAUAGAAUGUGGCUUAAACAUUCCUUUCUAGUUAAGAAAUAGUGAGCUGGAUGGAUAGAAAUUCUGAUUUAAAUAAGGACAAAGUAUUGGUAUUUAUGCCUAUUAAUGCUAAAUUAAGUUUUAGUAUUAAUUAUUAGAGAUAAAAGAUAACAUAAUAAUAACUCUCUUCUAAUCCAGAAUUAUUAUCAAGUCAUAAUUAAACUUAAUAAGAAAUUCAUUUGCCAAAAAGAGUAGGAUUAAAUGUUUAUGCUGAAGUAACUCUAAAUGAUAAAGCACUUAAAUUUGAAGAUAAAAUUAUUAAAGUUGAUAUAUAUGCAGUUGCAAAUUUUACAGCAUAGAUGUAUAUUUAAUUAUUAUUUUUAGAUCAAAAUAAUAGGGUUAAAAGACAGUUAUAAUUAAUGAAGAGAAAUAAUUAUAAGUUGAUAAUGAAUUGAUACAAAAAUUGUCAUCAUAACAAAUGAUAAUUUAAGUUUCAAGUAAUACCUAAAAUCUUAUAGGAAAAUGUGAGUUAAUGUAAACUUAAUUACUUAGGGGAUAGAUAGAGGGUGAAUUUGCAUUAACAAAUUAAUUUGGCUUAUUUGUUGGAGUGGCUAAAUUGAAAUGUUAAUUGAAUAAAUACAAAAUACCAUUGGUCUAAUAAUAGGCAAUAUUAAAGGAAAAAGAAUAAGAAGAAUAAUAAAGAUAAAUUACUUGUCUGAUUUCAAUUAGAGAGAUAAUUAUAAAUAUCUCUUAAUUGCUAAAACCAGCAGGUUAAGAAUCUGUUUUUAUAUAUUUUGUUUUGAAACACAAUGGUAAAACUCAUUAAACAAAUCUUGAGUUGAUUGAUAAAAAAAGUAUUAUUUUAAUAUAUGAUAGAAUUGUCAAGUUAAUUGGUUUAAACAUUUUUAGCUAUUGAAAUGUCAUCCUAUUAAGAAUUAAGUAUAACUGUAUAUUCUAGUAAGAAAAAUACAGCUAAUUAAUUAAAAGAUGUUAAGUUAGGAGAUAUAAAUAUUAAAUUUAAUCAUUUAACUCAAAGUUAAGUUGAUACUAGAUUUAUUUGUAUGAAUGAGUAUUUCACUUUAAAUUAUGAUUGCUUUAUCAGCAGAGUUGGAAUUAAACUUAUGCUAAUAAAUGAGUAUGAAGAUAUGAUUCCAAAUUUUGUGAAGUUUUAUUCUUCAAAUUAAAUAUAUGGAUGUUAAAAAUUGAAUGAAUUGCAAUAGAAUUAUAAAAUUGAUAGAUAACUAUUUGAGUAUAUAACAAAAUUAGUUAAUAAUAAUGAAUAUGCUUUUUUGAGCGAUUAAAUAGGAUACCAUUUAAAUAAAUAGAACUUUUUUCUCUCAGAAUAAAAUCUAACAUGGGAUUUAAUAGAAGAAGUAUAUAAAUUAUCUAAUAAUGGAUUUAUGGAUGAACAAAAAGCAAAAUCUUUGUUAGACUCUUUUUAUAUAGUAAAUUUCACUGAUAAGUCUUAUUCCUUAUUCACAAAACCAAAUGUAUUUGAUAAGAAUGCUUAUAAAUAUUUAAAUCAAUUUGAUUUUUCAAUAUUUUUGUCUAAAAUAAAUUUGAAUAUUGAAGUUCAAAAAGUAAAUGAAAUUGUAAUUCAAGUAUUGAGAGCAUAAAAUUUGCAUAUGUUAAAUUAAAACAAAUCACCAAACCCAGUUAUAUAAAUGUUAAUGAAUGAUUAAUCAUUUAGAACUCCAGUAUAAGUAAGAGAAAGCAAUCCAAUUUUUAAUUAUUGUUUUAAUGUAGGAUUAGAAGCUAAUUGUAAUUUAGAAUUUAGAGUGCUUAAUUCAGGAGCAGAAAGAGAGAUUUUGGGUUCAUGUUUUAUAAAUAGUAGUGAACUAAUAAAAUUACAUGAAAAAAAAUCAAAUGAAGAAAUAAAGAUGUACAUUCAUGGAAGCAAAGCUCAAGCAUACAUUGUUGUGAAAGUUGGAACAAGUACAAAGACUUUACAAACAUUAGAAGAAGUGUAACAAUAUUAAAUAGAAGACGUAGAUUUAGAGAGAAUAAGAGCAAUAAUAGGAAAAAUAUGA
Paramecium sonneborni is the source of this 5853-nucleotide messenger RNA. The record is from the annotation of a GenBank genome assembly. Lineage: Eukaryota; Ciliophora; Oligohymenophorea; Peniculida; Parameciidae.